AUGAAUGCCACAUUUCCAUUCCAGAUCUACCCGGCCAUUCCAGUAGCAGUCACUGUAUUGGAGACAUGGAAAUGGCCCCUACUGAUGACGUUGUCCCCUUUGCUUGUCUCCUUAUUCUUUCAAGCUCGGCGCACAUCCCCCAUGGCACGAGGAGUAACACCCGGUGGUCCUUUUGGAAUCUUCACCCUCCAAACAAUUGUCAAGCAUAUCAAACAUAAUCAUUUCUAUGAAUGGAUGACGGUUUGUCUUGACCGUCCUGGCCACACGGCCGAAAUGACCAUCUUUGGCACCCGGUACAUCUUGACGGAAGAGCCGGAAAACAUCAAAGCCAUCUUCACCUCACAAGUCGAUACCAUGACCCUAUUUUCUACUAGCAAUGCUGAUCCGAAAGGCAGUUCAAAGCAUAUGGCAAAGGCGAUAUCGCCCAGAAAUCCCUCGGUCAUUUCGCUAGGGACACCAUAUUUACGGAUUGCUUCGAUCAAAGAGUCGGAUAUCCGAAUCACCGAAUGCCAUGUCAAACAGCUUCUAGAGAUCAUUGCAUCCAGUCCCGACCCCAUCGAUGUGUACGAUGCCGUCGACAAGGCUCAGCUGAAUGUGGCUCUCCAUCGAUUUCUAGGACAGAAAACCGUGGCCGAUAUUGACAUGUAUGAAAAGUUUCGGAAGGCAAAACACAUAAUCGGAUUUGCAGGCACCCUUCAGAUGUUUGUUGGCCCCAUCGGAGCCGUGGUGGGAUGGCUGAUUUCCCGUAAUGCGAAAAAGGAGAUUGACGCAUAUCUUGAAUCUCUUUUGGACAUGAUGUCGAGUCCUUCCCAGGGUUCGAAUCUCUUCAUCGAUGAUUCGGUCAAUGCAGAGCGAUGCCGGAGUAUUGCCGAGUCCAAGCCAACCAGAGAGCUUCUGUUGAUUCUCCUGCUCGCCGGAAAGGACCCAUUGGUGACGGGCAUUACCUGGACGCUCUAUCAUCUUGCCCAGCAUCCAGAAGUGGUGCAAAGGUUACGGACGGAGAUUGCCUCCAGUAUCGGAUAUGAUCGCCUGCCUAGUCUGCAAGAUCUCGACCAGAUGAGCUUCUUGAAGAACGUCAUCCGCGAAUCCUUGCGCCUCCAUCCUCCGGUCGGUUUCAACUUUCGGGAAGCCCUGAUCGACACCACGCUGCCUACCGGAGGAGGCGCGGAUGGUCAAGAAGCUAUCGUUGUUCCUAAGGGCAAUGUAGCGUUUGUCUCGGUCAUCGGAAUGCAACGGCGAUGUGCAUCCUCUAUCGGCAGUGAUGCGGAUGAGUGGCGGCCUGAUCGCUGGGGGAACUGGACGCCCCCGAAUGGAGAAUAUGUGCCAUUCAGCUUUGGCCCUCGAGUCUGUCCGGGCCAGGCAUUCGGACAGUUCCAGAUGGAGUACACGGUGGUGCGCAUUCUGCAGCGAUUCAGCGCGCUGUCAUAUCAUGGACGGGAGCAGGCGAUCAAAUUCGAGAUCAACACCAAACCUGCAUUCCCCACUCUGUGUCGCUUCCAUUCACGCGGAUAG
Messenger RNA from Penicillium manginii, 1512 nucleotides. Its product is annotated as cytochrome P450 alkane hydroxylase. The transcript has 8 exons. Bases 1 to 1512 code for a protein of 503 amino acids. Gene Ontology annotation, molecular function: oxidoreductase activity, acting on paired donors, with incorporation or reduction of molecular oxygen; monooxygenase activity; iron ion binding. NCBI's taxonomy places the organism in Eukaryota, Fungi, Ascomycota, Eurotiomycetes, Eurotiales, Aspergillaceae. The record is from RefSeq and is a predicted model, not a curated record.